This is a messenger RNA of Lytechinus pictus (painted urchin), 4539 nucleotides long. RefSeq names its product ATP-citrate synthase-like. Gene Ontology annotation, cellular component: cytosol. The transcript has 20 exons. The record is from RefSeq and is a predicted model, not a curated record. Bases 310 to 2787 code for a protein of 825 amino acids. NCBI's taxonomy places the organism in Eukaryota, Metazoa, Echinodermata, Echinoidea, Temnopleuroida, Toxopneustidae. Gene Ontology annotation, biological process: fatty acid biosynthetic process; tricarboxylic acid cycle; acetyl-CoA biosynthetic process. Gene Ontology annotation, molecular function: ATP citrate synthase activity.
GAUCGUAACCAAUAAUUUGUUUCGAAUGGAGUUAUAUUGUUUCUAGCGUCAUUAAGACGUCAUGCAUCGUAUCUCUAGGUAUUAUAAUGCAGGGUAUUGUUUUGUUUCGUUUUCAUGAGCAAUUUAAUUUUGCUGGUAUUGUGAUAAAAGGCCAAUUUAUCUCCCUUUUGCUCCUUCAUUUAACAUAAAUCGAUUGUUGAUGCAAGCUGAUGUCUGCUUCCGCCACAGAAAACACUCUUUUUUUCUUCCGAUUCAUACCUUUCAUCAAAAUAAAAUAACAACUCAACUAUAAAACAAACCAAAAGGAGAAUGACUUCGAAGGUGAUCACAGAAGAAUAUGGAAAGAGACUUUUGUCGAAUACUUUGUCGGAACAUGUUGGCCAACUUAGAUGUGCUAAGGUUGAUGGAAAUACGGACUGGGAUAACCUUGUUGUAUCGCACGAGUGGCUACGAUCUGAACGACUCGUUGUGAAACCGGAUCAAGGAUUGAAACGACGUGGUAAGCUUGGUUUGCUCAAGAUCAACACUGACAUAGUAACGGCCAGACAAUGGAUUGCAGACAAAAUGGAAGAAGAAUUGCAGGUGGAUGGAGUAAACGGUCGUCUUCGUCAAUUCAUCAUCGAACCUUUUGUGAAACACGACCCCUCUACAGACGAAUAUUAUCUGUCUAUCUACUCUGAGCUGGAUGGUGAUGUAGUCUUGUUCCACCAUCUCGGCGGUGUCGAUGUCGGCGAUGUUGAACAAAAGGCUCUAAGACUGAAAGUUGGAAUAAAAGAAGAUUUAAGUGAAGAUAUUGUGAAGGACGAACUCUUAAAAAAUAUCCCAACUCAGAAGAGAAGUAUUGUUGCAAGAUUCAUUGUCGAUCUCCUGAAGAUGUACCAAGACAUGCAUUUCACUCUUCUAGAAAUUAACCCCUUAGUUGUCCUCGACAGAGUGUACCCUCUAGAUCUGGCUGCGACGUUAGACACCAAGGCCACACCCAUGUGUAAGGACAAGUGGGGGAGGGUGGAGUUUCCGCUUCCUUUCGGGAGAUUGCCCAGCGAAGAGGAGCGAUUUAUCUCUGAGCUUGAGAAAGGAACCCCAGCCAAUGUGAAGCUGACUGUUUUGAAUCGAAAGGCAAGGAUCUGGUCUGCUAUCAGCGGGGGUGGAAUUUCUUUAUUGCUCGGAGAUACUGCCAUGGUAGAUGAAUGCUCUCAUGAAAUAGGCUGCUAUGCUCAGUUCUCUGGUCCACUGAAUCCAACACAAAUGUACGGCUUCACCAAGACAGUGCUCGAUUUGAUGUUAGCUGAAAAACACCCGGAUGGAAAAGUACUCGUGACCGGUAGUCAGGCUAUUGACGUCACAACACUUUUAGCCAAUAGGAUGGGACCAGGCGUGGGAAUGAUGAAAGCAUUUGAAGAAUACAAAGAAAGAUUGAUAGAUCAUAGAGUAUCUCUUUAUAUCAGAACUACUGUCGGCAUCGUGGGUCCUGAAAAUGAAAAGCUGCCUCACUCUUUGGCCAAUUUCGGUAUUCCUGUGCAUGUGUUUGGAGGCGAAGUGCCGAUUGCUGAUAUAAUUCGAUAUGCUCUUGGCAAGGAAUCGAUACCAAGGAAUGUCAAUCACCCACGAAUCUACCGGAAUCAAGAACAGACCAGUUUGACGACCAGUAAGAAUGAAUUUAAUGAUGUCAUCACCCUCGGGGAAAAUAACGAUGAAGUCAUAAAUCUCUCGCCAGACGACAUCUUUACUCCGACUACAAGGUCUAUCGCUAUCGGUAUGUUUCCGAUCGCUAUACAAAAUAUUAUCGGAUUUGAUUUCGUCUGUUCCCGGAGCCAUCCCUCAAUCGCCGCCAUUGUUCGACCAAACAGCGAAAAUGGCGAAGAAAGCUAUCCAUGGGGAGAAGACGAUAUAUCGAUACCAGUGUAUGGAAGCCUAUCUGAUGCUAUUAGCAAUCACAGUGACGUCACAGUAGUCCUUAAUCAGGCAAUUGGUCCGGCAGGUUACGCAUGCGCACUUCAUGCACUCAGCCAGCCCCAAGUUCGCUGCAUCAUGAUGAUGGUAGGUCACAUCAGCGAACGUCAAACUAGGGAACUCAUCGGCCUCGCCAACAAGAAACAAGUCCUCAUGAUCGGACCGUCUACGUUGAAACACGGUCUCCAGGUUAACAUCCUCAAACCCGGAUCGUUCCGGUGUAAUCUAUUCGGCGACAUCGGCGGUCCCUUACCCGAUUUGGUCGAGCUGAAGUUGUACCGACAGGGCAGUGUAGUGUAUUUGUCACGGUCUGGGGGUCUGUCCACCGAGCUGUGUGUGUCCAUAGCAAGAAAUUCAGAUGGAAUCUACAUGGGGAUAUCACUAGGCGGUGGAAGGUAUACCGGUUCAGGGAUCAUGGAUCAUAUACGAUUACUUCACAACAACCCUGCUGUCAAGUGCUUCAUUAUUAUUGGAGAGGUGGGAGGAACAGAGGAAUAUGAAGUAUGUAAAGCUAUAAAGGAAGGAACAAUCACCAAACCUGUAAUUGCUUUCUGCAUUGGUACAUGCACAGAUCUAUACAAACAAGAGCCUGCUUAUUUCGGCCAUACCGGGGGAGGAACUGAGAGCGAGAGAGAGAGUGCAGUAGCCAAGAACAAGGCCCUGUCACAAGCUGGCGCUAUUGUACCUGAUGCAUUCGACUCCAUGGCUGUCAAACUCGCGGAAGUGUACGACGGGCUUGCAAAGGAGGGUAAGCUUGCACCCCUGGAGGAACCACCGGUUCCUGUAAUCCCAGCCAAUAUGAAACCAGCAAGACGACCACCAGUGUUAUCACAGUGAAGAUGACUGGAUCGGGGGAGGGGGUAAGCUUGCACCUCUGAACAGCCGGUGAGGUGUCCUCCUGGCCGAGUUGUUAGGUUUCCGACUACACGGUGAAAGUUCGGGGCUCGAUUCCUGCCUAUGCCCUUGAAGAAGGCAUUUUAUAUACAUUCCUCUUUUAUCCUGGAUCAAAUAAAUGUAAAUAGUUUAAAUUAUUUAAAAAAAUCCUUUCAUCCCAGCCAAUGCAAAACCAGAAAGACGAUCUGCAGUGCUGUCACAGUGAAGAUGGUUGGAUCGUGGAGAGGGGAAGGGGGUAAACUUAUAUCCCAAUAGAUAAUAGAUAUACCAUCAAGUCUAGUCAUCCCAGCCAAUAUGUAACCAGAAAGACGAUUGAAAAUGAUUGGUGGGGGGGGGGGGGUUAAACAAUAAUUUGAUUUGCUUGGAUGUAAAAUAUAUUUGAAUUCGAAUUCACUCCAAUGCCGCGAGUAAAUAAUAAAAAAAAAACAGUCUGUCCAGUCUUCGAUUAUCGCCUUGGUCACAUUUGCUCUACGGCGGCCGUACGGCGAGUCGAAAACAGCUGUUUUCUUAUACCCCUUUCAUAGUGCCCUCUUCAUUUUUCACCGGCGAACUUCGCCGGCGAACUUCUCCGCCUCGCAUUCCUCACUUCCCCGGCGAAGAAAAAAAUGUACCCUUUCGCACUGACAUUUCUUCCCCGGCGAAAGUCAACGGGCGAUUGCAGAACAAACGAAAGGAAAUUGUAAACAUUACUUCUUACCUAUUACAAAAAAGUAUCAAACAAAUUAAUUACAACAUAUUUUGGAAGUAUUACGAUAAAAACAAACAAUAUCACCUUGUUUUUAUAUCUUAGCCCAUUUUAUACAUGUAAAAAGUGCUUUUUAAUAAAUAUUGUUAGUAAAAAAAGAAAAAAAAUCGAGGGUAUCUACUUGGCCAUAGCAUUCAGCUGAGCUUGCAACUAUCGCGCGCGGAAUCUCGGUGCAGGGGACUUUGGGAGAGAAAAAAAUUGACCUCUGACGUCAUUAAAGAGGAGAAGUUCUCCGGUUUGCUUUCAUACUGGCCUUUUCACCGGCGAACUUCACCGGUGAAACAGUUUCGCCGGCGAAGUUCUCCACCUCUAGAGGUGGAGAAGUUCACCGGCGAACUUCACCGGUGAAGUUCUCCUGUGUACCUUUCAUACUGGACACUUUCCCCUUCGCUGGCGAACUUCGCCGGUGAAGUUCGCCGGUGAAAGGCGCAAUAUGAAAGGGGUAUUAAUUUUGAUUCAAACAACCUAAAUGUAGUUGGACAAAAAAUGUUAAAACGGCUGUUUUCGACUCGCCGUAGGGCCGCCGUAGGGCCGCCGUAGGGCCGCCGUAGAACAAAUGUGACCAUGGUAUUAGGUUCAUUACGAUUUUACUCUCUUCUGUUUAACAGAUAAUCGUGUUUUGUAAUUAUUGAAUGCAGUAUAUUGAAUUUGAUUUGAUUUAUCGUCCAAAAGAUGUUACUUGGAAAGUCUUAUUUCCACAUAUCUCUAGCAAUAUUCAUUCAGUGAAUUUAACUUUGUAUGUUAUCAUCUAGUAUGUUUCUUUUGUGCAUGGUAUAUAAUAUGCCUGUACUUUCAACUUUACAACGGGUGUGGCUCUGUAUUCUAUUAUUUCCGCUAGACCACUACCUUCUCUAUUCAUUUAUUUUAUGCAUUAUUAAUGUUUGUUCAUGCAUGUAUCUUAUCUUUGGAUUUUAAAGGAAAAGAAAUAAAACUUGAAUAAUUUGUCUAGA